Oryza brachyantha (malo sina) is the source of this 666-nucleotide messenger RNA. RefSeq lists its product as uncharacterized. The record is from RefSeq and is a predicted model, not a curated record. NCBI's taxonomy places the organism in Eukaryota, Viridiplantae, Streptophyta, Magnoliopsida, Poales, Poaceae. The transcript has a single exon. The coding region runs from base 1 to 666 and encodes 221 amino acids.
AUGGACUGGUACGCGUGGAUGUGCAGGGCGGGGCUCCAGCCGGACGUGGCGUUCCAGUACGCGCUCCUCUUCGCGCGCAACGACCUCGCCGCCGGCGACCUGCGCCGUCUCGACCACGAGUUCCUCGCCACCAUGGGCGUCCCCGUCGCCAAGCACCGCCUCGAGAUCCUCAACCUCGCCAGGAGGGACAAGCCGCGCCCCUCCUCCUCCUCCUCCGCCGCCGCCGUCCAGCUCCCGUGGCGCGCCACCAGGCUGCUCGCCGCGGCCGUGCGCCGCUCCGCGCUCUCCCUCGCCGACCGCCUCCGCUCCGUGGCCCGCCGCGACAAGACCGCCGUCGCAGUCGCGCCGCGCCCGUCGCCGCUGUUGUGGAAGGCACCUCUCGCGGCGCCGUCGUCCGCCGCCCGGCGUGGCGGCAGCGCCAGGAAGAUGGCGCUGCUGAGGCACGUGAGCAAGCCCAUGCUCACCAACAGCAGCGGCGGCGGGAAGAAGAGGACGAGGCCGACGAACGGCGCGGCCACGUACAAGGCCGCCGCCCCCGCCAAGGCGGCGAUAGCCGGCUGCUUCGCAAACCCCGACACCUACACCUACAGCGAUGACGACGAUGACGGCGACGGCGGCGACGACAUGCGGUGGGAGUCCAUGUUCCAAGAUCUCAAGCCCACAUAG